CACAGUAAAAGAGGAAGUAAAGAAGGCGCAGCAGAGAGGAAGAAAGAAGCAUCAUCAUCAGUCUUUCUGCUCUUGUGACGUGUGUUUAAACUGUAAUGAUGGCGAGACUGAGCGAACACGGGAUCCGCCUCAGCUCUAUGAGCCCGUCGUACCUGGAGAGCAACUCCACCAGUCACACGUGGCCCUUCAGUGCUGUAGCAGAACUCAUAGAUAAUGCGUCUGACCCUGGCGUAACGGCCAAGAACAUCUGGAUAGAUGUGGUGAAGGUCAGAGACCAGCUGUGUCUCAGUUUUAUGGACAACGGCAGCGGUAUGACGCCAAACAAACUCCACAAAAUGCUCAGUUUUGGGUUUACAGAGAAGGGUUCUGGUAAAAGCAGUCAUCAGCCCAUCGGCGUGUACGGUAAUGGGUUUAAGUCGGGUUCGAUGCGUCUGGGUCGUGACGCUCUGAUCUUUACGAAGAACGGUGGCUGUCAGAGCGUGGGUAUGCUGUCUCAAAGCUUCUUACAGGCUAUCAAAGCUCAAGCUGUGAUCGUACCCAUCGCCCCAUUCAACCAACAGACCAAGACUCUCGUGGUAACAGAAGAUUCUGAGGCAAGUUUGAGAGCCAUUCUGAAAUAUUCUCUCUUUCAGAAUGUAUCUGAGUUACAGGAGCAGCUAGAUUCCUUACAGGGCAAGAAAGGCACCAAGAUUCUCAUCUGGAACAUUCGCAGAAAUAAAGAUGGAAAGCCGGAGUUUGACUUUGACACAGAUGCAGAGGACAUCCGUCUCCCGGAGAUUCAAUCAGAGGAGGCUCAGGGAAAAUUAAGGAGAGAUUAUUACAAGCAUCGCAGAGACAGUCACAUUCCUGAAAUUGAGUAUUCUCUCAGAGCAUAUCUCAGUAUCCUUUACCUAAAGCCCAGGACUCAAAUCAUUCUGCGACAGAAGAAAGUUCAGACUAAACUAGUUGCUAAGAGUCUGUCCAUGAUUGAGAAUGACGUCUAUAAACCUCAUUUCAUCAAUGAGAGAGUGAAGAUCACAUUUGGAUUCAACAGGAAAAAUAAGGAGCUUUUUGGCAUUAUGAUGUACCAUAAAAACAGACUGAUAAAGGCCUAUGAGAAAGUGGGCUGCCAAAUCAAGUCAUCAGGUCUAAGGUCAGGGGUCGGAGUCAUUGGAGUGAUUGAGUGCAACUUCCUCAAGCCUGCUCACAACAAGCAGGAUUUUGAGUACACGAAAGAGUACAGACUCACUCUUGCUGCACUUGGUCUCAAACUGAACGACUAUUGGCGUGAAAAGAAGGAAAAGAAAGCAAAAGAGAGAGAGAUUCAGGCCUUAGAGAGAAAAAACAAAGAGGGUGACACGGAGGAAGAGGAGGAAGAGGAUGAGGAAGAGGAAGUUGAUGUGUCAUGGAUUCAAUGUGAAGAGUGUUUGAAAUGGAGAGGAGUCGCCACUCACCUGUUUGCUGGAAAGGUACCUGAUCCGUUCAGGUGCAGCAUGCAUCCAAUAGCACACUUAAGGAGCUGUUUGGUACCGGAGAAUACAGAAGAGGACGCUGAUGUCACACCUAGCUAUGAAAAAACAUUAAAAAAACAGGAAAAUGCCUCGGUUAAGAGAAGAGGAAGAUCAUUGGAGAUGAGUAAAAGCCCGGUGCGUCCUCUCUGUAGAGGACUAUCUGAUCCUGCAUCAGACACCAAACAGGAUGAGGUCAUGGUUACUAUGGCGAUAGAUUCACAUUAUACAGAUGAGGAUGGAGUCAAUGUUGCCGCUACUGAUGAGGAGUCUUUACCCUCUCCGAGAAAAAGAAGAAAAGAAACAUGUUCGCAUGUUGAAAAGGGCAAUAAGUCACCAAAUCGUGCUGGAACUCCAGAACUCCUCCUUGAGGGAGACACAGAAACAACAGACCAAAUAAACGAAACAGAAACAAAUAGCACCACAACAUCACCUCUAGAUAUGCUGGUGCUGGAGGACAAUAUUCAGCCAGAACCCUCAGUACUUGAGAGUCCUGUGGAGCCACAGAUUUCUCAGGGGCCACCACAGCCCAAAGAUCAGCCCAGAAUCCCCCCUCACCCUCUCUCGCCCCACACCUCUAUGACCAUGGCUCAGACCGUUGUCGUCACCCCUCUAAGCCGCUCAGGAUUUCAGCCUAUUUCACCAUUGCCGACGGACGGCUCGGACCGCACGGCUCUUACUCAGAGACUUGCUCAACUCGAGCGGGAAGCCAAACGCUUAAAAAGAAUCCUGGGCGCCCUUGAGCCCAUGACAGAGGUUGCCAUGGUAACAGAGGGUGAAGUAGGCGGGCCAUCUGAUGCCACCACAAAUGGACGACUUGCACAAAAUGGAGAUUCAGUGUCAUGUGACCAAAAUGUGGAAAGAUUGACCCCCAUGACAAAUGAGUCCAGGGGCGAGGAACUCUCAGUUUGUCUGAAAUCAGAGGAACAGGCAAACAGGCCCCCUGUGCAGCGAGGCAGUACUCCACCUGUCCAACAGGGAGCAGAAACGAGACCUAAAGACGAGCUGUACUGGAGUAAGACAUUAAUGAAACUCCAGAGUGAGAACCAGGCGUUAUCAGAUGAUCUGAACAAGCUGAGAACUGAGAGAGACCAAUUACUGAACCAAGUGAGACAAACCGAAAGAGAGACACAUGAGAGGAGAGACCAGAGCACAAACACAUCCAGUCAUACUUAUAAUAGCAGUGUCACACUGGAAAGGUUGCGGUCUAUCCGUCGGAAUGUGGUGGCAUUGCUCUCCUCCAUUCUGCCAAACCUGGAUAUGCAGGGCAUCAGCUAUGACACCAUUGAUGUAGACAGCAUCCUACAGCAGAUCAUUCAGGCCAAUAACCUCUGAUCCUGGAACAGUGAUUAUAGACAGGGGCUGGCCACCAAUUAAAAAGAAAACGGUGAUAUUACUGCAGCAUUGGGGCUAACACAAAAAGCAUUACAAUACAAAAUGUACAUUUAAAGUACAUUUCAUACAGCAGAUUAAAGCUUCAUUUCACACACAAUCUAUUUGAAAGCAGAUGAAACCUCACAGUGGUUUUACAAUCACAUUAACAGAAAUGUUCAUAUGCAUGAGGGUAUCGGGCCCUGUGACCUAAAGGAACAAUUUUAUGCAUGUGACAUUAAUAUACAAUUGUGCUCAAAAGUUUGCAUACCCUUGGAGAAUUGGUAAUAUAUGUACCAUUUUUAAAGAAAACAUGAGUGAGCAGGCAAAACACUUUUCUUUUAUUUCUUAUGGGAUUCAUAUUCAACUGUAGGUUAUAACGGAAUGGCACAAUCAUAAAACAAAACAUGGCAACAAAGAAAAACAAUGAAAUGACCCCUGUUCAAAAGUCUGCAUACCCUUAGUUCUAAAUACUGUGUAUUGCCCCCUUUAGCAUCAAUGACAGCGUGCAGUCUUUUGUAAUAGUUGUCUAUGAGGCCCCAAAUUCUUGCAUGUGGUAUAGCUGCCCAUUCGUCUUGGCAAAAUGCCUCCAGGUCAUGCAGAGUCUUUGGUCGUCUUGCAUGAACCGCACGUUUGUGAUCUCCCCAGAGUGGCUCGAUGAUAUUAAGGUCAGGAGACUGUGAUGUCCACUCCAGAACCUUCACCUUUUUUCUGCUGUAACCACUGGAGGGUCAACUUGGCCUUGUGCUUAGGGUUAUUGUCAUACUGGAAAGUCCAAGAGCGUCCCAUGCGCAGCUUUCAUGCAGAAGAAUGCAAAUUGUCUGCCAGUAUUUUCUGAUAACAUGCUGCAUUCAUCUUGCCAUCAAUUUUCACAAGAUUCCCUGUGCCUUUAGAGCUCACACACCCCAAAAACAUCAGUGAGCCACACCAUGCUUCACAGUGGGGAUGGUAUUCUUUUCACUAUAGGCCUUGUUGACCCCUCUCCAAACAUAGCGCUUAUGGUUGUGAUCAUAAAGCUCUAUUUUGGUCUCAUCACUCCAAAGGCGUGUCAAGGUGUUGUCGGGCAUAUUGUAACCGGGCUUUUUUGUGGCAUUGGUACAGUAAAGGCUUCUUUCUGGCAACUCGACAUUGCAGCUCAUUUUUGUUCAAGUAUCGUCGUAUUGUGCUCCUUGAAACAACCACACCGUCUUUUUUCAGAGCAGCCUGUAUUUCUCCUGAGGUUACCUGUGGGUUUUUAUUUGUAUCCUGAACAAUUUUUCUGGCAGUUGUGGCCGAAAUCUUUCUUGGUCUACCAGACCUUGGCUUGGUAUCAAGAGAUCCCUGAAUUUUCCACUUCUUAAUAAGUGAUUGAACAGUACUGACUGACAUUUUCAAGGCUUUGGAUAUCUUUUUAUACCCUUUUCCAUCUUUAUAAAGUUCCAUUACCUUGUUACGCAGGUCUUUUGACAGUUCUUUUCUGCUCCCCAUGGCUCAGUAUCUAGCCUGCUCAGUGCAUCCACGUGAGAGCUAACAAACUCAUUGACUAUUUAUACACAGACACUAAUUGCAAUUUAAAAAGCCACAGGUGUGGGAAAUUAACCUUUAAUUGCCAUUUAAACCUGUGUGUGUCACCUUGUGUGUCAGUAACAAGGCCAAACAUUCAAGUGUAUGUAAACUUUUGAUCAGGGCCAUUUGGGUGAUUUCUGUUAUCAUUAUGAUUUAAAAAGGAGCCAAACAACUAUGUGAUAAUAAAUGGCUUCAUAUGAUCACUAUCCAAAAAAAAAAAAGUUUUUUUUGCAUGAUCAGUCAUAUUUUCAAAAUCAAUGCCAAAAUUUCACCAUUUCUGCCAGGGUAUGCAAACUUUUGAGCACAACUGUAUCUAUCAUUUCUAAAUCGAUGCAUGCAUGAAUCUCUUGCACACACACAAAAACACAUGCUCACAGUCUAUGCAGGUUAAAUGACAUUCACAAUCAUAUCACAACCGACUGAGGUUUCACACAGAGUCACAAGCAUUUGCCUCUGCACCUUUUCUGAAGCUCAAAUGUAUGCAUCUAUAAGCAGCUUUUGCUUGUAUACAUUUAAACCUACUGUUCUUUAUACCAUUAAGAGCUUAUAAUGCAAAAACAUUUUUUUAUAUAUCUUUUGUAGCAGAAAUUUUUUAUCAUUGCACAACAGAUUUAAAUUUUUAACAUGUAUUGCAUUUGUUUAUCAUAUAAUAAAGAUCAUCAGUGCUGUUUUUUUGAACGUUU
This is a messenger RNA of Myxocyprinus asiaticus (Chinese sucker), 5086 nucleotides long. Its product is annotated as MORC family CW-type zinc finger protein 3-like. Gene Ontology annotation, molecular function: zinc ion binding; ATP hydrolysis activity. NCBI's taxonomy places the organism in Eukaryota, Metazoa, Chordata, Actinopteri, Cypriniformes, Catostomidae. The coding region runs from base 96 to 2822 and encodes 908 amino acids. The record is from RefSeq and is a predicted model, not a curated record. Gene Ontology annotation, cellular component: nucleoplasm; nucleus. The transcript has 17 exons.